This is a messenger RNA of Malassezia sympodialis ATCC 42132, 933 nucleotides long. RefSeq lists its product as uncharacterized. The transcript is spliced from 4 exons. Gene Ontology annotation, biological process: protein geranylgeranylation. The coding region runs from base 1 to 933 and encodes 310 amino acids. Gene Ontology annotation, cellular component: Rab-protein geranylgeranyltransferase complex. NCBI's taxonomy places the organism in Eukaryota, Fungi, Basidiomycota, Malasseziomycetes, Malasseziales, Malasseziaceae. The record is from RefSeq and is a predicted model, not a curated record. Gene Ontology annotation, molecular function: Rab geranylgeranyltransferase activity.
AUGACGCUGCUUGUGGACCGGCAUGUACAGUUCAUCAAGAAGCUCGAGCAGAAGCGCGAUAGCAGCCUUGCCUACCACAUGACAGCGCAUCUGCGGAUGAAUGGGGUGUACUGGGGUCUGUGUGCUUUAGAGAUCAUGCACGCCGGCGACGCACUAGACCGGGACGCGCUGAUCGAGUUUGUGCUGAGCUGCUACGACGAGACCACGGGCGGCUUUGGCUCCUACCCAUCCCAUGAUGCACACAUGCUCAGCACAUUAAGUGCGAUUCAGAUCCUCGCGCUUAAGGAUGCGCUUCCAGUGCUGGGCGAGCGUCGUGCGAGGAUUGUGCAGUUUGUGCUGCAGCUGCAGCGCCCCAACGGCUCAUUCCAGGGAGACCGCUGGGGUGAGACGGAUACACGUUUCCUGUACUGUGCAGUGAGUGCGCUCGCGCACCUCGGGGCACUCGACCAGCUGGAUCACGAAAAAACGAUCAGCUGGAUUUUGCGGUGUGCGAACAUGGACGGCGGCUUUGGUCUCACGGAAGGAGCCGAGAGCCAUGCAGCCCAAGUGUUCACGUGUGUGGCCGCCCUCUCGAUUCUACAGGCACUUCACCGCCUUGACCAGGAUACGCUGGCGUGGUGGCUCGCGGAAAGACAGGUACCGGGCGGUGGGCUGAAUGGGCGCCCUCAGAAGCUCGAAGACGUGUGCUACAGCUGGUGGGUCCUUGCCUCGCUGAGCCUGCUGCAGCGCCUGCACUGGAUCGACGCAGACAAGCUGCGUGCUUUCAUCCUUUCGGCACAGGAUCCCGACGGCGGCGGCAUUGCCGACCGCCCAGACAAUGUAGCCGACGUGUUCCACACGUUGUUUGGUGUGGCUGGGCUUGCGCUGCUGGGCCACCCGGGCCUAGCCCGUGUCGACCCGACUUACUGCAUGCCAAGCACAGCCGUUCCAUGA